UUGACUGUCCUCCUGCUCAGUAGCCAUGAUGCUUAGCAGCUCUGUCGAGGUGCCCAGUCCCGUCCACGGUGGCAUGUCCGGUCUCUCCGGGAUGAGGGUGGCAGUGGUGGGGAACGUCGUCCGGUCCUCCAGUAUCUCGGGAGCCAUGUACAGCCUGGAGAAGAGUCCCGGGAGUGGCGGUCGGCCGGGAGAGGUGGGGACGCUGGCCGGAAACAAGAAGAGACGCUCAAGCCUUGGAGCCAAGAUGGUGGCCAUCGUGGGUCUGUCGCAGUGGAGCAAGAGCACUCUGCAGCUCAAUCAGCAAGAAGAACGAGCGAAGAAGUUACGCAGUACGAUCAGACGGAGCACGGAGACGGGCAUCGCUGUGGAGAUGAGAAACCGAGUCACGCGACAGGGUAGCAAGGAGUCCACCGACGAUAGCACCAACUCCAACAGCUCAGACGGAACGUUUAUCUUCCCCCCUACUCGUAUGGGUCCAGAGAGCCAGUUUAGUGACUUCCUGGAUGGACUAGGCCCCGCCCAGAUCGUAGGCCGACAGACACUAGCCACUCCCUCCAUGGGUGACGUCCAUGUGGGUAUGGUGGACAGAGGAGGCCAGCUAGAGGUGGAGAUCAACCAGGCCAGAGGACUGACCCCUAAACCAGGGUCAAAGAACAUCCCAGCAACCUAUGUAAAGGUGUAUGUGUUGGAGAAUGGGGCAUGUCUGGCUAAGAAGAAGACCAGAGUGGUGAAGAAGACUCUAGACCCCUCCUACCAACAGGCCCUGCUGUUUGAAGAGAGUCCUCAGGCCAAAGUCCUACAGGUGAUUGUGUGGGGUGACUAUGGGAGGAUGGACCACAAGUGUUUCAUGGGCAUGGCUCAGAUCAUGCUGGAUGAGUUGGACCUUGGUGCCACGGUGAGCGGAUGGUACAAGCUGUUCCCCACCUCGUCUCUGGCUGACCCCAGCAUCGGACCCCUCACACGGCAACUGUCCCAGUCCUCACUGGAGAGCUGUGCCACCAGCCCCUCUUGUACCUAGACAGAGAGAACUAUAUACUCACACUCACACUCACACUCACACACAGACACACACACACACACACACACACACACA
This is a messenger RNA of Oncorhynchus gorbuscha (pink salmon), 1093 nucleotides long. Its product is annotated as regulating synaptic membrane exocytosis protein 3-like. The record is from RefSeq and is a predicted model, not a curated record. Gene Ontology annotation, biological process: regulation of synaptic plasticity; positive regulation of synaptic transmission; calcium ion-regulated exocytosis of neurotransmitter. Gene Ontology annotation, molecular function: small GTPase binding; transmembrane transporter binding. The transcript is spliced from 6 exons. The coding region runs from base 26 to 1018 and encodes 330 amino acids. Gene Ontology annotation, cellular component: presynaptic membrane; cytoskeleton of presynaptic active zone. Lineage: Eukaryota; Metazoa; Chordata; Actinopteri; Salmoniformes; Salmonidae.